Oncorhynchus masou masou (cherry salmon) is the source of this 4480-nucleotide messenger RNA. RefSeq names its product zinc finger protein 883-like. NCBI's taxonomy places the organism in Eukaryota, Metazoa, Chordata, Actinopteri, Salmoniformes, Salmonidae. Gene Ontology annotation, cellular component: nucleus. Gene Ontology annotation, biological process: regulation of transcription by RNA polymerase II. Gene Ontology annotation, molecular function: DNA-binding transcription factor activity, RNA polymerase II-specific; RNA polymerase II cis-regulatory region sequence-specific DNA binding. The transcript is spliced from 4 exons. The record is from RefSeq and is a predicted model, not a curated record. Bases 149 to 1954 code for a protein of 601 amino acids.
CAAACUCACUCGGAAAGUGGAUACAUUUUUCCCGCUUGCUCAACGAGACCUCACCAUUUCCAAUUAUUUUCAGCCAAGAAAUUCGCUACAGGAAAUCCGUUCCAGACUAAAUGCUCAACAAUGUGUUCUAUCCACCUCUAGCCCGACCAUGUCUGAACCGGGUUCUGGUUGUGGUGUUCCAGCCCAGAGAAGCUCACAGCAGAGUCCAGAGUUGCUGUCAGUGAAGCUGGGGGACUGCAGUCAAACAGUGGAACUCAAUGUGAUUGUCAAAGACGAGGAGGAGGAGAGAGAAAUCAAUGAGGGGGAGGAGGAAGAGAGAGAGGAGGACAGGGCCUCUGUUGACUCAGGAGAGAUCCCCAACUCAGACUCAGUCAACAAGCCCAGUUCCACAGCAUCAAGACUACCUGGACAUGGGAGUUAUUCGUGCCCUCAAUGUGAGAAGAGUUUCAGUUCCUCAACUAUUCUAAAGAAUCAUCAAAGAGUACACACUGGAGAAAAACCUUUCCACUGCUCUGCAUGUGGAAAGAGUUUCAGUGAGAAAGUAAACCUCAAGAGACACGAGAGAGUACAUAGUGGAGAGAAGCCUUACCACUGCACCCAAUGUGGGAAGAGCUUCAAUCAUUCUGGAAGCCUUAAGGAACACCAAAGAGUACAUACAGGGGAGAAACCUUACCACUGUGCUCUUUGUAGGAAGCAUUUCAGUCAGCCAGGAAGCCUUAAGAAACACCAGAGAAUUCAUACAGGGGAGAAACCUUACCACUGCUCACAGUGUGGAAAGAAUUUUCGUUUCGCAGGAGACCUAAAGAGUCACCAGAGAUCACACAGUGGAGAGAAGCCUUACCACUGUUCUCAGUGUGGCGAGGGAUUCACUCAGCUCAGGCGUCUUAAACGUCAUCAGAGGAUACACAUUGGAGGGAAGCCUGUCUGUGUUUUAAAUGUGAUUGUCAAAGAGGAGGAGGUUGAGAGGGAAAUCAAAGAGGAGGAAAAGCGAGAAGUUGAGGAAGAGGAGGACAAUAGUGGUAUAGUUGACCCAGAUACAUCAACAUUGCCUGGUUGUAGUCUUUACCCCUGCCAUCAAUGUGGGAAGAGUUUCCGUUCCUCAAGUAAUCUACAGAAUCAUCAAAAAGUACACACUGGAGAAAAGCCUUACCAUUGCUCUGAGUGUGGGGAGGGAUUCACUCAGCUACUACGUCUUAAAAGUCAUCAGAGAAUAUACAAUGGAGGGAAGCCUGUUUGUGCGUUAAAUGUGAUUGUCAAAGAGGAGGAGGUUGAGAGGGAAAUCAAAGAGGAGGAAAAGCGAGAAGUUGAGGAAGAGGAAGACAAUAGUAGUGUCGUUGACCCAGAUACACCAAGACUGCCUGAUCGUGGUCGUUACCCAUGCCAUCAAUGUGGGAAGAGUUUCCGUUCCUCAAGUAAUCUAAAGAAUCAUCAAAGAGUACACACAGGAGAGAAACCUUACCACUGCUCCCAAUGUGGGAGGGGUUUCAGUGAGAAGGUAAAUCUUAAGAGACAUGGCAAAGUACAUAGUGGAAAGAAGCCUUAUCACUGCACCCAAUGUGAGAAGAGCUUUAAUUAUUCAGGAAGCCUUAAGGAACACCAGAGAAUACAUACAGGGGAGAAGCCUUACCACUGCUCUCUAUGUGGUAAGAGUUUCAGUCAGCCAGGAAACCUUAAGAAACAUCAGAGAAUACAUACAGGGGAGAAGCCUUACCACUGCUCUCUUUGCGGUAAGAGUUUCAGUCAGCCAGGAAACCUUAAGAAACAUCAGAGAGUACAUACAGGCGAGAAGCUUUACCACUGCUCUCAUUGUGGGGGUGGUUUCACUCAGCUAAGAAGUCUUAAAAGUCAUGAGAAAAUACACAUUGGAGGGAAGCCUGCCUGUGCUUUCAAUGUGAUUGUCAAGGAGGAGGAGGAGGAGGAAGAGGAGGAGGAAGAAAAGAAAGAAGUUGAGUGAGAGGAGAGCGACGUGAAAUAAAGGUGAAGUGAGAAUAGAUAAGCAACUCUAUAGUUAUUGAAAUUCACACCUAUCCUUGCAAUUGCAUCUUCUGUGACAGCAUGGUCAUGGGCAGCACCAUUUGAGUUUUAAAAAUCAGUAAGGGUUUUCCUGCACAACUGUAAAAUCAGACUGUAGUCUUGUCACAGCCAGGUCAGCAGUCGAGGUAAUUCCGUAACGUAAUAGUAUCAUCCCUAUUGAGAUGAGAUCGAGACCAGAUUGUUAACAACUAUAGUGGUUGCUGUAGUAGUGCUAUUCCCAGGCCUAAAGCCUUUUACAUGAGAUCGAGACAAGAUCGUUAACAACUAUAGUGGUUGCUGUAAUAGUGCUAUUCCCAGGCCUAAAGCCUUCACAUGAGAUCGAGACAAGAUCGUUAACAACUAUAGUGGUUGCUGUAGUAAUGCUAUUCCCAGGCCUAAAGCCUUUACAUGAGAUCGAGACAAGAUCGUUAACAACUAUAGUGGUUGCUGUAAUAGUGCUAUUCCCAGGCCUAAAGCCUUUUACAUGAGAUCGAGACAAGAUCGUUAACAACUAUAGUGGUUGCUGUAAUAGUGCUAUUCCCAGGCCUAAAGCCUUUACAUGAGAUCGAGACAAGAUCGUUAACAACUAUAGUGGUUGCUGUAAUAGUGCUAUUCCCAGGCCUAAAGCCUUUUACAUGAGAUCAAGACAAGAUCGUUAACAACUAUAGUGGUUGCUGUAGUAGCCUGAUUGGUUUACAUUAACAAUACAUGUCUCAUUGUAAACCAGGUUGCCAGUCCGGGUCUAAGCCUGUGUUCCUGGCCUUGACCCAAGCAUUAUUUAUUUAAUGAAUUAUUUCUGAACAAGAUACCACCUCCUAAUGUACUGCAGUGUGUACAGUCUGAACAAGAUACCACCUCCUAAUGUGCUGCAGUGUGUACAGUCUGAACAAGAUACCUCCUCCUAAUGUGCUGCAGUGUGUACAGUCUGAACAAGAUACCACCUCCUAAUGUGCUGCAGUGUGUACAGUCUGAACAAGAUACCACCUCCUAAUGUACUGCAGUGUGUACAGUCUGAACAAGAUCCCUCCCCCUAAUGUACUGCAGUGUGUAUCAUCUGAACAAGAUACCACCUCCUAAUGUGCUGCAGUGUGUACAGUCUGAACAAGAUACCACCUCCUAAUGUGCUGCAGUGUGUACAGUCUGAACAAGAUCCCUCCCCCUAAUGUGCUGCAGUGUGUACAGUCUGAACAAGAUAGCACCUCCUAAUGUACUGCAGUGUGUACAGUCUGAACAAGAUCCCACCUCCUAAUGUGCUGCAGUGUGUACAGUCUGAACAAGAUACCACCUCCUAAUGUGCUGCAGUGUGUACAGUCUGAACAAGAUACCACCUCCUAAUGUGCUGCAGUGUGUACAGUCUGAACAAGAUACCACCUCCUAAUGUACUGCAGUGUGUACAGUCUGAACAAGAUACCACCUCCUAAUGUACUGCAGUGUGUACAGUCUGAACAAGAUACCACCUCCUAAUGUACUGCAGUGUGUACAGUCUGAACAAGAUACCACCUCCUAAUGUGCUGCAGUGUGUACAGUCUGAACAAGAUACCACCUCCUAAUGUGCUGCAGUGUGUACAGUCUGAACAAGAUACCACCUCCUAAUGUACUGCAGUGUGUACAGUCUGAACAGGUACAAAGCCAAGGUUGGUGAUUUACUGCUUCCUGCAGUUAUGGAAUGUUAGCUCAGGACUAUAAUUCAUUGGUUGACUCCUCCUCCUGACCUCCUCCUGACCUGGAUGGAAUUAUACGACCUGGAUAUAGUGCACUACAUUUGACCAUGAUUUUUGGAAUGAGAUGUUGGACGAGCAGGUGUCACACUACAUCGGUUGCCACUACAAACGUAUCUUCCUUUAUCUACUACCAGACAGAGAAACGCUCCAUUUUCACAUCUGCUGAUGUUGGGUUGGUGCUUGAGAUUAUGAAUAUGUAGUAGAAUGUUUUUGAAAUGUCCCUUUAAAGGUACGUAUGCCCAUGUACACGACUAACAUUUAAAUGUAGAACAGUUGACAGUAGCAUAAUCUAUAUUUGACUUGAGCUGAAUACUGGGGCUGACUCUACAUAUAGUAUAUACUGGGGCUGAGUCUAUAUAUAGUAUAUACUGGGGGCUGAGUCUAUAUAUAGUAUAUACUGGGGGCUGAGUCUAUAUAUAGUAUAUACUGGGGGCUGAGUCUAUAUAUACUAUAUACUGGGGGCUGAGUCUAUAUAUACUAUAUACUGGGGGCUGAGUCUAUAUAUAGUAUAUACUGGGGGCUGAGUCUAUAUAUAGUAUAUACUGGGGGCUGAGUCUAUAUAUAGUAUAUACUGGGGGCUGAGUCUAUAUAUAGUAUAUACUGGGGGCUGAGUCUAUAUAUAGUAUAUACUGGGGCUGAGUCUAUAUAUAGUAUAUACUGGGGGCUGAGUCUAUAUAUAGUAUAUACUGGGGGCUGAGUCUAUAUAUAGUAUAUACUGGGGGCUGAGUCUAUAUAUAGUAUAUACU